Molecule: messenger RNA, 1415 nt
Organism: Siniperca chuatsi (mandarin fish)
Lineage: Eukaryota; Metazoa; Chordata; Actinopteri; Centrarchiformes; Sinipercidae
Product: secretagogin-like
Exons: 11
Coding region: 114-932 (272 amino acids)
Biological process (GO): regulation of long-term synaptic potentiation; regulation of presynaptic cytosolic calcium ion concentration
Cellular component (GO): terminal bouton; nucleus; dendrite
Molecular function (GO): calcium ion binding
Source: RefSeq, a predicted model, not a curated record
CGAGGUGUGGUUUUUACUAAGUCAGAAAGAGCAUAUGUCAACCAAGCAGACACCUCAGUCCUCAUUGUUUUUCUGUUUUAAAGUUGACAGCUUACGCUGACUUUCUUUAUUAAAUGGACAGUGCUUUUGAUCACCUGGAUGCAGCUGGUUUCCUGGAAAUCUGGCAACACUUUGAUGCAGAUGAUAAUGGCUACAUUGAGGGCAAAGAGCUUGAUGACUUUUUCCGUCACAUGAUGAAGAGACUGGGUCCACAGGAGAAAGUGACUGAAGAGAGAGUCCAGAGACUGAAGCAAAGGUUUAUGUCCGCCUAUGAUGUCACAGCUGAUGGGAAACUACAGAUCCAGGAGUUGGCCAAUAUGAUCCUCCCAGAGGACGAGAACUUCCUGUUAGUUUUCCGCAGAGAAGCUCCUCUGGACAACAGUGUUGACUUCAUCAAGAUAUGGAGGAAGUACGAUGUUGACUCCAGCGGCUACAUAUCAGCUCAGGAGCUCAAGGCCUUCCUGAAAGACCUGUUCCAACAGCAUCACAAGGAAGUGUCAUCUGACAAGCUGGAGGAGUACACAGACACAAUGAUGAAAAUCUUUGACAAAAACAAGGACGGCUGUUUGGAUUUGAACGACUUGGCCAGGAUAUUGGCUUUAGAUGAGAAUUUCCUGCUCCAGUUCCAAAUGGAUGCCUGCAGUAAAGAGGAGCGAAAGAGAGACUUUGACAAGAUCUUUGACCAUUAUGAUGUUAGUAAGACAGGAGCACUGGAGGGUCCUGAGGUGGACGGCUUUGUCAAAGACAUGAUGGGGCUGGUCAGGCCCAACAUCACGGGCCCUGAGCUGGACAAGCUGCGAGUCGUUCUGUUACGUCACUGUGACGUCAACAAGGAUGGAAAGAUCCAGAGAAAUGAGCUAGCCCUGUGUCUGGGAGUCAAACCUAAAGCUUAGCUUAAGAGAGUUGUAUUAUGAAACACUUAAUCUGUAUUUGUUAUAUAGUCAAUAAUGGUAGAAUGUUGUGUUUUGAUCCAGAUCAGUCUGAUUACUAAGUUAUUUAAGGUCAGUAUUCAUAGAGUUAUUUGAUCCUGAAUAUGAUAGAAACAUAAUUUGAUACUGUGUGAUGAAAAACAAAUCAAAUGACUGUACAUCUUCUAUGACUUGAAAUGACAUGCAUGUUGCAUGCCAAAAGAAAAUAAUGGGAUCUGAAUGUUUUCUGGCUGAAAUGACAUGUUAUGAUAUGUGGUAAAUUAAUCAAUUUUUUAGUCGGUGGAUAUGUUAGCGUAGCUUUUGAAAACAUAGAAUGUUUUUCUUUGUAAUAUAAAGUUGUCUUCUUUUAGUUUGGUGCUCCAGUACAUUACUGACGUCUGGCCAUUUGCAUGUUUCUCUGUUUUCUUCACUGAGGAAAUAAAACGAUGAUGACAUGUGAAGACCAUA